This is a messenger RNA of Staurois parvus, 453 nucleotides long. The record is from the annotation of a GenBank genome assembly. NCBI's taxonomy places the organism in Eukaryota, Metazoa, Chordata, Amphibia, Anura, Ranidae.
AAGUGUCCCCAUCAGAGUCCCCCUUUACAUCAGGUGUUCCCAUCAGAGUCCCCCUUUACAUCAGGUGUUCCCAUCAGAGUCCCCCUUUACAUCAGGUGUUCCCAUCAGAGUCCCCCUUUAGAUCAGGUGUUCCCAUCAAAGUCCCCCUUUACAUCAGGUGUUCCCAUCAAAGUCCCCCUUUACAUCAGGUGUUCCCAUCAGAGUCCCCCUUUACAUCAGGUGUUCCCAUCAAAGUCCCCCUUUACAUCAGGUGUUCCCAUCAAAGUCCCCCUUUACAUCAGGUGUUCCCAUCAAAGUCCCCCUUUACAUCAGAGUCCCCCUUUACACCAGAUGUCCCCAUCAGAGUCCCCCUUUACACCAGAUGUCCCCAUCAGAGUCCCCCUUUACACCAGAUGUCCCCAUCAGAGUCCCCCUUUAUAUAAAGGUGUUCCCAUCAGAGUCCCCCUUUAUAUA